ACGGAAUUUCCUACAGCUAGCGAAUGUCGAGGAACGCGGCCUAGUGCAGGAAGGAAGGAGGCCGUCAUCUUCUGUGUCUAUUUACAUAUCUAUCUGCCAACACUGAGGGAGCAUGAAGGCAGGUGCAUGUGAGUAUGAGGAGGAUGGGGAGAAGGGGGCUGCUGGGAAUAAGAAGCCCAACGGGUUGCCAAUAUGGGGCAAUGAAAAGACCAUGAACCUGAACCCUCUCAUCCUCACCAACAUACAGUCAUCACAGUACUUCAAGGUAAACCUGUACCAGCUGAAGACCUACCAUGAAGUCAUUGAUGAAAUCUACUACAAUGUGACCCACCUGGAGCCGUGGGAGAAGGGCAGCCGCAAAACCUCGGGUCAGACCGGCAUGUGUGGCGGGGUGCGAGGUGUGGGGGCGGGCGGCAUUGUGUCCACCGCUUUCUGCAUACUGUACAAGCUGUACACGCUGCGCCUCACCAGGAAGCAGGUGGUGGGCCUCCUCAACCAUGCCGACUCACCCUACAUCCGGGGCCUCGGCUUCAUGUACGUCAGGUUUACUCAGCCGCCAGCAGACCUGUGGGACUGGUUGGAGCCAUACCUGGAUGAUGAGGAGGAAAUAGAUGUGCGUGCAGGUGGCGGCCAGACCACCACCAUUGGCCACACGGUGCGCCACAUGCUGUCUAAGCUAGAGUGGUACUCAACUCUCUUCCCUCGUAUCCCCGUCCCCAUUCAGAAGGAACUAGAGAAGAAGUUGGCGGAGCAUGCUGCUGCCAAGGCUGCUGCUAAUCCCACUGUUGCCCCACCAGCUAAGAAGGAUUGGUAUGGUGGUCGACCUGAAGCAGAAGCUGUCCCACAAAAAGAACAUGGGAGGUCGAGAGGGUCCAGUCAAGAGUACAACUGUCGGGAUGAAAGAGUUCGAGACACAGACCGAGAGAGGGAACGGGGAAGGGACAGGGAUGGUACACGUUCACAGGACCGGGAGAGGGACUGGCAGGGUGACCGCACAAGAGAGAGGAAUGGAGACCAUGACCGCAGCCGAAAUAGACAUCGGGACAGAGAACGCGACCGAGGACAGACCGACCGUGAACGUGACAGAGAGCGUGACAGAGAAAGAGACAGAGACAGAGAGAGAGACAGAGACAGAGAGAGGGAGCGGGAUAGAGGGGACAGAGAGAGGGAGAGAGACCGUGACCGUCACAGACAUCGAGAGAGAGACCACAGCCAUGACAGGAAGCAUCGGCGACGAGACCGCUACAGCUACCCAGAUGACAGAGGAGACUUUGCUGAACUGCUGGAGAGGGAAAAACAUCGUAUCAAGAAAGAACGCAAAAGAGAUGGCAGUCGAGAGCGAUCAAGAAGAAGCCGAUCGCCAGACAAGGAUCGCCGUCGCCACCACUGAGGCUGGCCAGGCACACCUCUUAAUGUAGUUGAUCCUUAACUUACAAGGGGAUGCUCAUAUGGAUCCCAGACUCAGGCAACAAGGAAGUGUGUAUAAUGGGAGUGGAGUUGAAUCCCAAGACAAGUAACUGAGUGGUGUGUGAGUUGUGGAUCAGACCACGAAAGGCACAACCAGUGUGCCACUGUGCAAAAUAGUUCAUGUAUUUAUCCCUGCAAAUACACUCUUUCACUCUUUUUGAGUGAAACCAAAGGACUGAUGAAUAAGGACUCCAGGUGCACCACCAAGACAUUCCCAAGACAGGUGCCCUAGAAGAAGAAUGUUCUACCUUGGAUUUUGGUGUGUGAAAACUGGCUAAUUCCCUCUCAGGAGCAUGUCAGCCUUGUGUAGAGUGAAGGGUGCCACAUGUUUGGUGUCUGGAGUGUUUAGUGGAGGACACCUUUGUGCAGUAUAUGGUGGUGCUGUUCCCUGUUAGGACAAUUAAACUGAAAAAAGUUUGAUCCUUCUUCACAGCAAGUCUCAGUAGCAAAGUAUCAGCAUUAUGAGAGUCAUUCAGUUCCAUGGCCCAUACACAUAUUGUGUAUAUAAAGGAUGAAGUAAAUAUGAGAAUGUAACCUUAAGUUAGGUAGUAGUAAUACAGAUGUUAUAUUUUUAGUGCCUCUGGUGAUCCUUAAGAUACAUAGGUAAAGGUUGAACAUUAUUUUGAUUGUUGAAUUCUGCUUGUCUAACUAGUGUCAAGAAGACCGCACUAAAGGUACAAAAAAGGCUUACUGCCAACAGGUCACUUCAUCACUGAGAGGCAUCAUAUUUGUAUGAUAAUCGAGAUUGAAUUUUAUUAAAAACAUGUUUUCUA
This is a messenger RNA of Scylla paramamosain (green mud crab), 2240 nucleotides long. RefSeq names its product pre-mRNA-splicing factor 38B-like. The coding region runs from base 113 to 1390 and encodes 425 amino acids. The record is from RefSeq and is a predicted model, not a curated record. The transcript has 9 exons. Lineage: Eukaryota; Metazoa; Arthropoda; Malacostraca; Decapoda; Portunidae. Gene Ontology annotation, cellular component: precatalytic spliceosome.